AUGGAUGACCUUGUCGACGAAGAAGAGCUAGUGGCGGACUACCAGUUGGAACAGUCCAACUACGAGGAGGAUGAAGGGAUCCCGCUUGAGCGCGCAGAAUCGGCCGGCGACAUCAAGGCCCAGCUCGAGGCGGCUGCUCAACCGCUUGAGCACCAGGCAUCGCUCGAAACCAAGUUCCAAAGCUACGACAACUACUGCAGUCUCUUCCACUACAUCCUGAACUCGGACGGCCCGGUGGAGAUCGAGCAGUCUUAUUUUUUCGCAUGGGACUUGAUCGAUGAGUUUGUGUACCAGUUCGAGUCGUUCUGCAGAUAUCGCAACCGGGUGGCACGGACUGCGCCGAAUGAAGAGGAGGCACAAAUCCUGCGGGAGAAUCCGAACGUUUGGGGCUGCUACUCAGUCCUCAACGUGCUCUAUUCGCUCAUCCAACGGUCACAAAUCAACGAGCAACUGGCCGCACAGAAGAGAGGCGAAGACCCUAACGCCGUCGCGGGCGAGUACGGCUCUCGACCCUUGUACCGCAUGCUCGGCUACUUUUCCAUCAUCGGCCUGCUGCGUGUGCACUGUCUGCUCGGAGACUUCAGUCUUGCGCUCAAGACCCUGGACGACAUUGAAAUGAACAAGAAGGCCAUGUUUGCCCGCGUCAUGGCUGCCCACCUCAACACAUACUACUACGUCGGUUUCUCGUACAUGAUGAUGCGGCGCUACGCCGACGCGGUUCGCAUGUUCAGCCAUAUCCUGGUCUACGUCUCGCGCACCAAGAACUUCCAAAAGGGGAACCAGGCCUUCGACGCCAUUGCCAAAAAGACCGAGCAGAUGUACGCCCUGAUUGCCAUCUGUGUGUCCUUUGCCCCCACCCGUCUGGACGACACCAUCCACACCGCCCUACGGGAAAAGUAUGGCGAGAAGUUCGCCCGUCUCCAGCGCGGCGGGGAAGAAUCCCUGCCCGUGUACAAGGAGCUCUUCCAAUCCGCCUGCCCCAAGUUCAUCAACCCGACCCCUCCUGAUUUUGACAAUCCGUCGCUCAACAUCGACCCCGUCGAGCACCACACCGACAUCUUCAUGGACGAAGUCAAGAACACCCUGUUCAACCCCACCGUCAAGUCCUACCUGAAGCUGUACACCACCAUGGACCUCAAGAAGCUGUCCAGCUUCCUCGAGGUCGAGCCCGAGAAGUUGCGCAGCUGGCUGCUGGUCAACAAGCAGCGGAGCAGACAGAUCCGCUGGUCUGAAGGUGGUCUGCUUGAGGGAGAGACCGUUAACAGCAGUGAACUCGACUAUGCCAUUGAGGGUGAUUUGAUCCACAUCAGCGAGGCCAAGCAAGGUCGGAGAUUGGUUGAUUGGUAUCUGCGGAAUCUGGCCAGAGCUUACUAA
Molecule: messenger RNA, 1374 nt
Organism: Exophiala dermatitidis NIH/UT8656
Lineage: Eukaryota; Fungi; Ascomycota; Eurotiomycetes; Chaetothyriales; Herpotrichiellaceae
Product: eukaryotic translation initiation factor 3 subunit L
Exons: 1
Coding region: 1-1374 (457 amino acids)
Biological process (GO): translational initiation
Cellular component (GO): eukaryotic translation initiation factor 3 complex; cytoplasm
Molecular function (GO): translation initiation factor activity
Source: RefSeq, a predicted model, not a curated record